Molecule: messenger RNA, 713 nt
Organism: Arachis stenosperma
Lineage: Eukaryota; Viridiplantae; Streptophyta; Magnoliopsida; Fabales; Fabaceae
Exons: 3
Coding region: 88-465 (125 amino acids)
Source: RefSeq, a predicted model, not a curated record
AUUCUUUAUAUUGCCGGUGGCAUUUGUUAACCUAGCUCUACUAUAAUUUAAAAAAAAAAAAAGAAAGCUAGCUUUACUCUCAUCAAAAUGGCAUCGGAGGAAGACAAUGCGCUGCGUCUCGUGAAUACUGAUGACGACUCGGACUCCCGCAUGAUUAAUAAGAUGGCAACGGUGGAGUCUGAGAUUUCUGAGAAAGAGAAAGAGGAGAUUCGGCUACUUUAUGAGAGAGCAGAAAGAAGGGGGCCCGCCAUCAGCUACUUUCCCCGUCGGCGAAAACCAGCGCAGAAACAACGAGGAGUCUUUGAACCAAAUAAGUCUGAGAUUUCUGAGAAAGGGAAAGAUGAAACUCUCUACCCUCCUGGUCGAGAAGCAGACCUUGCAUUAAAUGUGAAGAAACUACGAUCAGAACUGAUUCGCCUCGGCCUAUUUGAUGAGGAAGCCCGAAGAAGAACUUCGUCAAGAUAACAAUACAUGCUUAUUAUAUUGCUGCUGUCUGGAUUCAAAUAUUAUAUACCAUAUAAUAAACUGCAUUAUGUAGAUGGAAUUUGGAAUCUACAUGGAUAGAUAAACAUUUGUGUUUAUAAUUUAGGUUGAGUUUUCAAAUGGAUAGAUAGCAAUAAUAAUAAUGGAUUGCAAACUAAAAUGGAGGGUCCAAUAUAGAAAUUGAGAAAAGAACCAGAAUUCAAUUUGAACAGAGUAUUAAGAGUUAUGAC